This is a messenger RNA of Neoarthrinium moseri, 3279 nucleotides long. RefSeq lists its product as uncharacterized. Lineage: Eukaryota; Fungi; Ascomycota; Sordariomycetes; Amphisphaeriales; Apiosporaceae. The record is from RefSeq and is a predicted model, not a curated record. The transcript has a single exon. Bases 1 to 3279 code for a protein of 1092 amino acids. Gene Ontology annotation, molecular function: zinc ion binding; nucleic acid binding.
AUGCUGAGGAGUGGAUCUCCGGAAACCGACUCCACUUCCGGUACUGAGGCAAUAUACCACAACCCGCUCUCCCCGGAACGUGCGGAGAGACACCGGAGUCGCCUGGAGACGUGGUUGGCUACAGGAAGCGGUGUUUUCCCACACAACGCCGAACAUCUCACUGAUCUGGGACCUCACGACACUUCAAAACAACACACGCCCAUCCAGAGAGAUCGUGAACACGUUGGGGCCGCGGGAAGCUGCACUCCAGGAGCGGAUGACGUAUCGCCUCCUGCAGAGAUAGUGGAGAUCACGACUGCCCUGGAACACCUGACUAUAGAUUCGGAAAGAACAGCAAUCAUUGGGGGAAGGACUCAGGGAGAAUCCAAAGGAAGUGGCUCUGGGAAGUGGAUGCACCCAGAAACGAGCCUCUUGAACCCUUUGUCCUUCUUGGGAAAUUCGUGGGUUGAGAGAGAGGAGUGCAGAGCCUCUCAGAGUCAAGAGGAGAGCUUUCUAUUCUCGUUCCCUGAUAUUCAACAUCCUGAAACUUCGUUCGCCACCUCCCAAGCUCGACCGGACAAUUCAAGACACCUCCCAGAAGCCGUUCAAGGAGAGAGACCGAGUCUGCGGAACGCUGGUUCUCCUCGGAGUCCGAUCCCGGUUCACAACCCUGAGUCAUCGAAAGCACUUCCCGGGGGGCAUUCUGAGACGGACAAGAUGGAGAUGCCCGAUCUGGGAGCAUGCGGCCGCUUCGACGGAAAGGAGUCCGCAGCACGGUGGUUGGCCAGACUGAAGUGGCAGUUCCGAAAGGCUGGACACGUCAUGCCUCCCCCAUCUGAAUAUAUCCAGGUGGUGAACAUGCAAGCGGAGGGAAGUGUUGCUACGUUCCUGGACAGCGACCCGACCCUGCAAGCCAUCUUGCGACGAGCUGAGGAGGGAGGUGCACUGUCCCAGGAUAUUGAGGCACUGGACCAAGCUCUGAGAGACCGAUUCCCAGCCCAACUUGUUGAUGAGUCAACGGUACAACCCUCCGAGGAGUGGAAGUCGCUCACUCAGGAGAAGAAUGAGGCACUAGCGGCAUACUACAAUAGAGCACAGAAUCUCCUGAGACGAAUGGGAGCCAGGGACGCUCCGAGAGACGUCACAGCAUUCCAAGCAAACCCGCUUUCAGCCCUGGAGACAUUCAGCCUGAAAACAGUCAUUGACAAGUUCGUCCAGGGACUGGAAGAUGCUCAGCUCAAACAGGAGGCGAUCUCCAGGAGCCUUGGUACCACAGGAGCCUUGUGGCAGUGCUAUGAGGGACUGAGGGAGUGCCAGCGAGUCAUAGAGUCCAGAGAGGAGUUACAGAAACAGGCAGCCGACAAGAUGCGAUUACAGAUGCUGGAAAGCAUCGUCAAGGACAACACGGGAUUGUCCGUGGACCAAGCGAUCAUGAAGGCAUACCCGGGAUGGCAAUUCGCCUUUCAGGGAACUCCGGCAGGCCUCCCAUCGAAUCUGACUUCACUGGCGAUGCAUGCACAGAGUCCAUGGAUGAUGACGUCCAGCGUCUCGGCCCUUCCCCCUCCACAGAGCACGGCCAGAGUCCGGGAGACUGGUCAGCCUCCGACGAAUGCGACUGUCUCCCAGGGAGCGAACCAACUGUCCAGUCAGGAUGCCCGACACGCCCAAACCCCAAACAUCGCCCCUUUCCAGAACACCCCUCCUACCAGAUCCAACGGGAUGCCCGGACGAGGCGGCUUCCGAGGAGGUCUCCGAGGUGGGUAUGGAGGCGCGUAUACUGCAAGAGUUGGGAACAGUAACAGCAGAGUGCAGCUACCUCCAAGGAGCCAGUCGAAGAACCCAUUCGUGAACGGAUCGGAAUCCAUUGCGGGGAAACGCGUAUGUUUCGGAUGCGGGAAGGUUGGACACUUCCAGCCGGCUUGUGAGUCAGAGGAGAAACUCCUGCCUUGGGAGAGAUCAUACCUGAGAGCUUUGAUAUUCCCUGAUGACCAGAAAGGAGUUGCUUUCUCUCAGACCGCGCAGCUGUACUAUGACAACUUCCUGGUGGAUAUGGGGGUCAUCCCAGCUGAGGAAGGCCACCCAGGCACAGAUACCCCUUCUGUGGAAGCAGAGAUCAUCUCUCAGGGAGCGCUGGAAAGUGCAGUCCAGAGUUCCGCUGAGGUGAGAAGUUUGACAGUGAGCGAAGUUGCUGCAGAGGAGACGCAAAUGAGCGAGGAUCUGCAGGAUGAGGUCCUGAUGCUGAAGAGCUUGCUGUCAUCGGCCACAGAUCGCCGGUCUCGAAGCCCGGGAAGAGGAGAUCGCCGUGGAAGAGAUCGGGAAUACCGAGAGAGACAUUACCGCCGCCGGGAAGAGGGACGGACCAUCCCUGUGGAGUCAAUGCUGAACCCAGAGGAAAGGGAGAAGACCGCUACCAAGAAGAAGGCCCGAGCACCAAGGAGAGAGGGACCUCCAGCUCCAAUGAGUGAAAUCAAGGGCAGAGAGGGAAUGGGUCCACUGAACUGGGAAAGGAUCUUCCAGGAUAUAAAGGUGGAGUUCAGUCUGAUGGAUUUAUUCCAAGCAAGCCCCGACUGUGCCAGGAACGCGAAGUACUACUCCACGAGAGUUAGCGAGAAGACCAGGAAGAAGGCGCAGAAGACCAGAGGUCUCCAGACGGUUAUUGAGAGCAAGUCAGCCACCGCGAUCCAACCAGUGAAGGCCUACCGCAUGGAUGUGGUGCUGAAGUUCCUGGGAACAAACGGAAAGACGGUGUCUCACGCUGUGGGAGAGAAGGCCACGCAGGCGGAUCAGGGUUCCGACAUCAAUUUCGUCUCCUCGGACCUCGUCCAGAAAGCGGGAAUCAAGCGCCGCCUGUUGAAGGACAUUGGCAUCGAACAAUUGUUCAUUAUCACGUCCACGAGCCAGGCUAGCCCCGUUACUGAGUUCGUGGUUUUUAACGUGGGCGUCCAGGGAAUCUGGCGCUCUGUAUGGGCAAUUGUCAGGCCAGAGAUAAAAAUCCCACAAAUUCCUGGAGACACGAAACUGCUCCUGGGACUCCCGUGGUUGUGGGACGUCAACGGUGUAUUCGAUAUCCGACAAAGCUCGCUUACCAUAGGAGACGCUCAGGAGGGAGAACGAGUGGUCUCCCUGAAGGGACCCAUCCUGAGUUGGGCUGCAGGGCACAAGCUGGCGUUGACCACCAAGCCCGGCUCUCCUGCCCUAGACCUGAUGGCGGUGGCGUCGGACACCGAGUCAGCGACGGAGGAUUCAUCCGGGGACAGCGAUACAGACUCAGAGAACUCAGAGGGAGAGUCGGGAAACUGA